AUGAGCGCCUUUUCUCACUUGAUCAGUUUCGAAUCCCCCGACGGCGAACAGUUCUUCGCCAAUUUAGGAAAUACAUCCCCCAAUAUUCCAUCACAAGGUUCUUCCCUUGCCGCUUACCGAUCUUUUGAAGACCUGCAAGAGGGUAAAGAUCAAGUGACUGCCAUAUUUCAGAAUCUUCUACCUCCCCUUCCCCGAAACAAUCUCCCCAUCUACUGUGUCGGACUAAACUUCAAAAGCCAUGCAGAAGAGGCAAGCCUCAAUAUACCAAAAUAUCCACCUCUCUGGUCCAAGCCUGCUGGCGCUCUUGCUGCACCAGAAGAGGAUAUUCCAAUGAGUAAAGGCUGCGCUUCGGGCUUUCCAGAUUGGGAGGGCGAACUUGUUUUCGUGACCUCAAAAGAGUGUCGCGACGUCUCCCCUGAGGAGGCAGAGUCAAUUAUCCUCGGCUAUACCGCAGGCAAUGAUCUGACCUGUCGUUUUUUCCAGCUGCGUGAAAAUAGUGGUGGCCAAUUUUUCUACGCCAAGGCAUUUGACAAAUUCGCGCCCAUAGGACCGGUCUUGACCAGCGCGGAUGAUUUCGCGAAGGGCGAGAGAAUCAAGCUGAUAACGCGCGUCAACGGACAGGUUGUGCAGAAUGCGGACCUGAAGGAGGACAUGAUUAGCUCGCCCGCUAAAAUCUUGAGUUUCAUGAGCCAAGGCACCACCAUCCCUGCUUUUACGGCGGUCAUGACGGGAACUCCUAAGGGAGUGGGCUAUUUCAGGAAGCCUAAGCAGCCUUUGAACCAUGAAGACAUUGUAGAGGUUGAAAUCACAAACAUUGGUGUCCUGAAGAAUCGCAUUCUGUUUCCCGAAGGGAAGUAG
Molecule: messenger RNA, 858 nt
Organism: Aspergillus tanneri
Lineage: Eukaryota; Fungi; Ascomycota; Eurotiomycetes; Eurotiales; Aspergillaceae
Product: fumarylacetoacetate hydrolase family protein
Exons: 5
Coding region: 1-858 (285 amino acids)
Molecular function (GO): acetylpyruvate hydrolase activity
Source: RefSeq, a predicted model, not a curated record